CUAUAAAAACCAUCGACAUUUCAUACAGCUGCAACUUGUAUGGAAGCAGUAUUGUUUUUACUUGAAAUACAUAAAAUGCAUUUUGUUUGGUUUCCUUUCAUUUUUUGUUUGUCGGCUCUGUCAGUUGCUGUGAAUUCAUGGAAAACGGAAAACUGGCCACCUGCAGUUGUCUAUCAGCACUACGAUGUUCCUGGUUUAGUUAGCAGAUGCUCACAUCAAUGCAACCCAAAUAUGGAAGAGGUAAAAGAAUUUGAACUUACAACCGACAUGAAAAACUUACCAAACAGCAAGAGCUUGAGAUGCUACUUCAACUGCUUCUGGGUUGAACUGGGCGUUAUGAAGCCGGGCAGUGUCGUUGUCGAUCCCACAGACUUUUUUGAACUCAUGGACAGAAUGACAAAAGAAGAACAGGACAAAUACAUGAUAUUGAUCAGGGGUUGCACAAAACGUCUGAGCAAAAUCAAAGAUCCCAUUGAAGUUGCUUAUCAAGCCAUGGUUUGUGGCAAACAGAAUAGUAAUGAGUUGUUUUAUCUUUUCUAUUGAUCGAAGGAUCGGGGAGUAGAAGUGUGAAAUGAUUGGGAAGGUUUUUACGUAACUAAAUUGAAUUCUUAGUUACGAAAAUGAAACAAUUAAGUUUAUUUCGAUUUGGAUUUUUUUUUGUUUACAUUUAAUAUGUAGUAAAUCAUGAUUUUAGGCAUAUUUUCAAUUAGUU
This is a messenger RNA of Sitodiplosis mosellana (orange wheat blossom midge), 712 nucleotides long. RefSeq lists its product as uncharacterized. The coding region runs from base 40 to 543 and encodes 167 amino acids. The record is from RefSeq and is a predicted model, not a curated record. NCBI's taxonomy places the organism in Eukaryota, Metazoa, Arthropoda, Insecta, Diptera, Cecidomyiidae. Gene Ontology annotation, molecular function: odorant binding. The transcript has 3 exons.